Pipistrellus nathusii (Nathusius's pipistrelle) is the source of this 336-nucleotide messenger RNA. Lineage: Eukaryota; Metazoa; Chordata; Mammalia; Chiroptera; Vespertilionidae. The record is from the annotation of a GenBank genome assembly.
AUGAGUGACACGAACCAGACCAUUGUGGGACCCUCGGGACUCCCCACGGUGUCAGCCAUGACCUCUGGGCCAGGCUCUGGGGCCCGGGCAUGGCCUGUGCUGGUGGGGGUUGUGCUGGGAGCUGUGGUCCUCUCUCUCCUCAUUGCACUUGCUGCCAAAUGCCACCUUUGCCGCAAGUACCGCAUCAGCUACCAGCACCGCCCACUGCCCAGGACAAGGAAGGGGAUCUGUCCGGAGGCCGGUGAAGAUGAUGAUGGCUUCAUUGAGGACAAUUACAUUCAGCCUGGGGCCAGCGAGCUGGGGACAGAAGGUAGCAGGCACCAUUUCUCCCUCUGA